Corticium candelabrum is the source of this 1174-nucleotide messenger RNA. Its product is annotated as sodium/bile acid cotransporter 7-B-like. Bases 6 to 1070 code for a protein of 354 amino acids. The transcript is spliced from 14 exons. Lineage: Eukaryota; Metazoa; Porifera; Homoscleromorpha; Homosclerophorida; Plakinidae. The record is from RefSeq and is a predicted model, not a curated record. Gene Ontology annotation, cellular component: plasma membrane.
GAAGGAUGUCACUUUGGGCUAGAAUUUUGGGCCAGUGGUUUCUAAUAGGACUCGUUGUUUCAAUACUAGCAGCAAAAGUCCAACCUGAAGUGGGGAAGAAAGGAGGACUGUUGAAACCAGAAAUCACUAUAAAAUAUAUUGCUGUAUCAGUCAUCUUUCUUAACAGUGGACUGUCACUAAGAACGGAUGAUCUAAAAAAGGCUUUAUUUUCAAUACGACUACAUGCUUUUAUCCAGAUCUUUACACUCGUAUUUAUUCCUUUUGCAAUUUUCUUUCUCGUUUGGUUGCUUUCCUAUUCUUCAUUGAAUAUCUGGCUACAAAAGGGGCUACUGGUUGUUAGCUGCAUGCCCCCACCUGUUUCAUCAGCUGUCAUAUUGACAAAAGCUGUUGGAGGAAAUGAGGCAGCUGCGAUAUUUAAUUCUGCGUUUGGAAGCUUUUUGGGUAUAUUUGUAACUCCACUUUUGCUUCUUUUUCUGGUUGGAGCGUCUGGUGCUGUCCCAGUCCAGUCCGUGUUUACAACACUAUUUAUGACUGUAGUAGCUCCAGUACUAAUUGGACAGGUAAUUCGUUCCUUUGUCAGGGAGUGGUUGGAUAAAGCAAACUUACCUUUUGGUGCAUUAGGGAAGCUGAUACUUUUGGUGAUCAUCUACACUACAUUCUGUGACACAUUUGCAAGUGCGUCAUUGGAUAUCGAGUCCACGGACAUGGCAGUGAUUAUAAUUGUUGUGCUACUGUGUCAGCUGUCAUUUCUGACAUUGUCGUUUAUGCUGUCUACAAGAGUUUUUAAAGGCUUUAGACCAUCUGAUGUUGUGGCCAUCGUAUUCUGUUCAACUCACAAGUCACUUACACUAGGGAUUCCAAUGUUGAAGAUUAUGUACAGUGGUUAUUCACAUUUGUCGCUUAUAUCCAUCCCACUUCUUGUUUACCAUCCCACACAAAUCUUGCUCGGUGGUUUCCUGGUUCCAUUUGUACGAUCAUGGAUGGUAUCUGCAACUAGUAGGCAAGAAGCAAUAGAGAAAGAAAUUCAAGAAACUUGUUCAGGGAACAGUCCAAGUUCUAUAUCAGCAUAACAAUUAUUGUUUAGAAUUAGAUAUAUUGAUAGAUAGACUGAAAUGUGUGAUACCUAUAGUCAUUUUAUUAUGAUAUUAAAUAGAUCAGCUACUGUACUGUUGCA